Molecule: messenger RNA, 1039 nt
Organism: Ceratotherium simum simum (southern white rhinoceros)
Lineage: Eukaryota; Metazoa; Chordata; Mammalia; Perissodactyla; Rhinocerotidae
Gene: GGCT
Product: gamma-glutamylcyclotransferase
Molecular function (GO): gamma-glutamylcyclotransferase activity
Source: RefSeq, a predicted model, not a curated record
CUGUCCUCGCACCCCUGCUCCCGACUCCAGGGCUGUGCAGGCGUCUGGUUGAGACAUGGCGGACUCGGGCUGCGAGAACCUCCGCAGCCAGGAGGCAGGGAGUUUUCUCUACUUCGCCUACGGCAGCAACCUGCUGACGGAGCGGAUCCACCUCCGAAACCCCUCGGCCGCGUUCGUCGGCGUGGCCCGCCUGCAGGAUUUUAAGCUUGACUUUGGCAAUUUCAAAGGCAAAACAAGUGAAACUUGGCAUGGAGGUAUAGCCACCAUUUUUCAAAGUCCUGGCGAUGAAGUAUGGGGAGUAGUAUGGAAAAUGAACAAAAGCAAUUUAAGUUCUCUGGAUAAUCAAGAAGGGGUUAAAAGUGGAACAUAUGACCCAAUAGAAGUUAAUGUUUACACUCAAGAAGGAAAAAAAAUAACCUGUCGAAGUUAUCAAAUGAAAAGUUAUGAGUGCGCUCCUCCAUCGCCCCAGUAUAAAAAGGUCAUUUGCAUGGGUGCAAAAGAGAAUGGUUUACCACUGGAGUAUCAAAAGAAGUUAAAUGCAGUAGAACCAAAUGACUACAAAGGAAAGGUCUCAGAAGAAAUUGAAGACAUUAUCAAAAAGGGGGAAACAAAAACUCGUUAAGAACAUAAUAGAAUAUGUCUAUGAAUGUUUUCUCCAUGUGCUAAUAUAUUUUUAAUGUUUAGAAAAGGGAUCUGGGAUAUCUCUAUGUUUAUAUAUUUUCACCAGUCCUCUGAAGGGAUAUCUCACUUGGGUGAUUCUUUGUUUUCAGACUAUGAAAAGAAACUGGCUUAGCAGUUAGACAAUUGAAAAGCGGGCCUUGAACGCAUGACAAAUGGAUGUGGAUAUUCCUUCUGUGAACACUGAGUUAUUUUCUUGAGUUGAUCUGAAGUGUAUUCUUGCUCUGUGACAAAGGAUAGAUUUGCAACUUAAUGAUGGUGCUGUUGAAUUGCUCUGCUCUGGGAUGUUUUUUAUCAGCUUAAUAAGAGCAAGCAAACUUCAGAGACAGUUGAUAAUAAAUUUUUUUUAAUUUAAAAGAUG